AUGGAGAUCACCGGUGGAGAGUCCCUGAAACAUCUGCCAUCGGAUGUGUUGCUGCUGAUAUUUGGAAAGGUGGCGUCUCAUUCAAUUGAGGACAUAACUAACUUGAAGCUUUCUUGCUGGGGAUUUUAUUAUCUAGCCGAAUCAAAUUAUGUGUACGAGCGUGUUUCGCUGGAUAAGUUUGCGCUGGGACCAUUGGAGUGGGUCACAAAUGCCAAGCCUUUCCUUCAUCGAGUUAGGGUCAAUGGCAGUGAAGAAGAAGAAGGUGAGGCGUACUACAACCCAGAUCAAGUUUACAAAAGGUUUCGACAAGUUGUGUUUUUGAAGCGUUGUAGGGACACUGGCAAUCCGGAGGUGUUGUAUCGUGAGGGCUUGGUCAAUUACUCUCGAGAGACAUCGACUGCUGAUGUGCAAGCUUUGGCUCUUCAUGCCAUUAAGACUGCAGCAGAGAAAGGUCACCACGAUGCCAAGUACGCAUCUUCCAUCAUAUUGAUGGCCAGUGUUGAUGAAAGGGAGAGGUCUAUGGGCUUUGAAUUUUUUCGUUCACUGCACGACAAGUGCCUUUUGAGGCCAUGCAGACAACGUGUCAGACUUUUCAUCAGGUUGUUAUGGGUGCGCAAGGAGAUGGAUUAUCCAGGAAUUCCCAUUUGCAAUCCCAGCAUAUGUGAAACGCGAUUCACUGAGGAUGACCAUUCGUUGUCAGAGAACCAUGAGAUUGGUAACAUGCUUGGGUAUAGGGUCUAUCAACGUUGCAAGGCGGAUUUUGAAGUCCACUUAUUUUGCAUAAUGACUUUAAUAUGA
This is a messenger RNA of Gastrolobium bilobum, 798 nucleotides long. RefSeq names its product putative F-box protein At1g67623. Lineage: Eukaryota; Viridiplantae; Streptophyta; Magnoliopsida; Fabales; Fabaceae. The transcript has a single exon. Gene Ontology annotation, molecular function: protein binding. The coding region runs from base 1 to 798 and encodes 265 amino acids. The record is from RefSeq and is a predicted model, not a curated record.